This is a messenger RNA of Cladocopium goreaui, 2478 nucleotides long. Lineage: Eukaryota; Dinophyceae; Suessiales; Symbiodiniaceae. The record is from the annotation of a GenBank genome assembly.
AUGCGCCGGGCAACGAGAUGGGCUGAGAAGAUCUCGAGGUCUGACGUCGCAGGUGAAGCAUGGGCAGCCAAGUUCCACGCUUUCAUGCAACAAGACGCCAGCUUUUGGGACAUCACCUUCUGCUUGCUCUGCCGUUAUGAUGCUUUGUGCGGUCCUGGUCACAAGGAAGGAGGAGGCUUCCAUGCAGCUAUUCCUUCAGUGGCCUUUGAUGCUCUUGAGAAGAUGGAUGAUGUCAAUGAUGUCAAUGAUGUACCUGUUAGAGUUGAAUGUUUUGCCUCUCCUCAGCUGUGUCAUGCUGAAAAAUGGCAUUUUUGCUCUGCCUUUAGUGAUGUGGAUAUUUUCUUUGGAUCUCUCGGGCCCUUUCUGGAUGAAGAGAUGGACAUUGGGAGAUUUGGCGGCAUCUAUGAGGUCAAUCCACCUUUUGUCCGUGGAGUAGUGCUGCAGCUUGCCCAGAAGCUCCUGAGGGCACUAGAACUGGCAGAAUCAGAAGAUCGAACCCUUGGCAUUUUUCUGGUGCUUCCAGGUCUUGCUCGUCAUAAAAGUCAUAAACUCAUUUCAGAUAUUUCCGAUAUUUCCGGGGCAACCGAAAAGCUGGAAGCUGAACUGGACGCUUUGGAUCGGCUGCUAAGAUGCCGUUUCAGAAGGGCCUUAGAUGCCUCAAGCAGGCGAGCGUACACAAAUGGCCUUGCUUUCAAGACUGAACGAUCUUGGCCGCUUUUUGCUGUCCCAACAACAUUGGCCCUGCUGAGCUCACAGCCAAGUGAACACGAAGUUGCUGACUUUGAGCGCUUGUGUGCAAGUUGGGGGCACUCUGAUCAGGACAUCACCGAUGACACCAUGAAAGAUGUGAAAAGAGAGUGUGAAGAGGUGGCUGACGCAAUGGCCUCAUACAUGCUGUCGAUGCUUUCGGGCCAACGUCGACCGAUCAGGGCUGCGCAGCUGCAGGCUACUACAUGUGAUUUGGAGGAAACGCAACUGACUACGGAUCAGAGUACGGCAAAAGCGGCUUCGCCAAAUCCCAAAAUUCAUGCAGAUGACUUUGCUGUUGGUGACAACUGCGAUGACGACUCUGAUGAUGGGGUGACGCCUGACCGUCAGCGCUGGUAUGCAAUCCAGCGCAUUCUACUAAUAGAUAACAAUCCUGAAGAGGUCGCUGAAUUGAGUUUCUCGGUGGCUGGUGUCCUGCUCGAUCUAGACGUUCUGCGACCUUACGGUGCAAAGAGGCACAUUACAAUUUCGAGAGCUGUUGCAGAGCACCUCACAGGAGGGAUUCUGCCCGGAAACGCGCGGGUGCUACAGAGUGGCAGACUUGCUCCAAACAAUUCCGCCUGUUACAAACUGACCCUUCCAUUCGAUGAAAAUGCUCGGCAAGGUGCAGGGCGCUGGCUCGCCUGUGGCAAGUCCUUUUUCAACUUCGUUCUCAAACAGUGGCAGCCCGCGACAGGAUUGGUGUCCUACCUGCCCAGGCGGCACUUGCUGUACUGUGCCUUCGCACCUGCCGAAGAUGCACUUUUUGUGAAGCUGGGGUAUCGUGCCCUUGGCGACAACAAGCCGGAGUCAGUGGUCAGGUAUGUUGAGCAGAAAACCAGGAAGUUGCGUCUUACCAAUGUUCUGGGUGCUGGACUAUUUCUGAUGCCUUUGCCAGACAGCCAUGGCUGUUUUGAUGCCCCGGAGAAAGCCGCAGAAGAGUCACUGAAGUCUGCCAUUGGUUCCAGCCCACAUCUACGAGCAAACCCAAGUGGUAGCAAUGGCGAAUUUGUGGCCUUCAGCGGUCUCUUGGAGUACUACUUCGUGAAAGCCAAAGGGAAAACAACGGCUUUACAAGCACUGGGAAAUACACUUCGAGAUUUCACGGGAAAUCGGAAUCUGAAGCCAUUUCGUUCUGUGAUGACUCCUGGACAAGUCAGAGCUGGCCGCACAAAAUUGGUGGAAUGGUCUGACUGGUACACUUUUCAACCCAACACGAAAGCAUCGCCACCGCGGCUUCCAUUGCCACGAGCAUCGGCCCUGUUGAGCUGCCAGAAACUUGGAGCCUUCUCUCGGCGAGUCUCUCGGCGAGUCUCUCGUGGUGUCCGUAAACUCUCAAAACCACGCCCAGGAGCGAUCUACAAAAAGCGACGCAAAGCGUGGUCUUGCCCACUGUGAACAUUUGUGAGCUGUGUUGUGAUAUGUAUUGCGAACUCAUAAUGAGACAAUUUGAGAUAAUCGUGGUGCUUCAACGGUGCCACCAUUUUGCCACCGUCAUGACCCUGACCUAUAGUUUUGCGAUGGCCCAAAGUUGGACUUCCUUCGUCCAUGGCCAUUCAAUUUCUUUUAAUCCAAUGCACUCUGUAGGUUUAAUUAGGUUUAUGUGCAUUUCUUUGGCUUCUAGGGUUAACCCCCUGUGUCCAGAGAGGAAUUCGCAGCUGGCUUGAAUGACCAUCGGCAGCUCAGACUCCCCCAUGGCGUCAGGCCACUGCGAGCCAAUGCUGAGCUGUU